AUGAAGUCCGUCCAGUUCUGCUUCCUUUUCUGUUGCUGGAGAGCAAUCUGCUGCAGAAGCUGCGAGCUGACCAACAUCACCAUCACGGUGGAGAAAGAGGAAUGUAGCUUCUGCAUAAGCAUCAACACCACGUGGUGUGCGGGCUACUGCUACACCCGGGACUUGGUGUACAGGGACCCAGCGAGGCCCAACAUCCAGAAAACAUGCACCUUCAAGGAGCUGGUCUACGAGACGGUGAGAGUGCCCGGCUGUGCUCACCGCGCAGACUCCCUGCACACGUACCCGGUGGCCACCGCGUGUCACUGCGGCAAGUGUGACAGCGGCAGCACCGACUGCACCGUGCGGGGCCUGGGGCCCAGCUACUGCUCCUUCAGCGACGUCAGAGAGUAA
Molecule: messenger RNA, 390 nt
Organism: Rangifer tarandus platyrhynchus (Svalbard reindeer)
Lineage: Eukaryota; Metazoa; Chordata; Mammalia; Artiodactyla; Cervidae
Source: the annotation of a GenBank genome assembly